UCCAGCCUCUGUCAUGGAAUAGUACCUCUUAACCAGAAUUGUUUAUGUUGCUUGUAUUUCUUUUAACUCUGAAAUUAUUGCAAAAUAUUUCCCAAUAUUUCUCUUACGUUCGAGUUCACCAAACAGAAACAUGAGUCACGCAACCCUUAAACGAUCGUAGAAAUUACGAAUACGAAUACGAUGGAAACACAAAGUAGAGAAACAGAAUAUGACAGACAACACGAAAUGAAGUGUCGACGAUGCAAUCUUAAUUUAGUUUUGACACGCUAUAACAUGACGGUAUGGCAACUCAUACAUAUAUAGAUAUACACUCGUGUAAGAGUAUAUGCAAUCUAACAGUCAUCGUUACGAAAAAAUAUUGCUGAGAAAGAAAAUAUUUAUCGAUAAAUAGAAAUGACACGAUGAGUAGGAAAUUUGUCUAAUUAGUGAAUCGAAGUAACGCAAGUUACAGUGGGUAAACCAAACGUGGAAUCGCAUUUCGAAGUUUCGAAUUUGAACGUGGCUGGCGUUAACGGCGCCAAAAAUCAUUCUUGAAGCUUACUCGGAAAAAUAAAAGGUUCGAGGUGGACAGUAUUUUGAUUUAACGAGAAAAGUUGAAGGAAUCAAGGAUGUCAGGCGUACACAGACAGGCGUUGGACUCGCUGCAGCCUGGCGCGCAAAAUGCACUCGUCAUCGGCAUUAUCAUAAAUAGCUUCAACAUGAAAACUAUCGAUGCCGCCAGAACUAGGUUCAAUCAUGGCGAACGAGGCGUAUGGACAUUCAUGUUGCGCGAUUCCAAGGAAUAUUCUAUAAACGUGACCGUAUGGGGGAGCGUACAAUACGUGACAAAAUUAUCCUCGGAAUUUCAUAUCGGCAGCGUAGUGGAAGUGAUCAAUCCGAAAGUGAUGGAGCGUCGUCCAGACGACAGAAAUGAGCUUUUCGUGCCUUCUGCGACAAGCUCGUGCAGUUUGACGGUGAACGAGGGCAACGCGUUGGUGCAAUCCCAUGACGCACCAACACGUGCAAUGUAUGAACCGUUGCUGAGGCUCCCGAUUAAGAACCCGACCGAGCUGCGAAGUCUGAAAAGCAUAUUUGAGAACCUGGAGACGCUGCGCGAUCAAUACGUUGACGUCUUGGUCGUCGUCACGUUUGUACGUUUCGAACGGAUCGAGAAGUCGAUCAAGCUACCGUUUAUCGAUCAUAACAAAUUUAACUGUAUCGUACAUUCUUUGUUUCUCCGAACGACUUGGACGCAAACGAUGUAUACUUUGCAUGGCCAACAGGUUGGCGAUAUUCGUAACGUGAUGACCCGAGACGGAAGGAACAUAAAGUUCCGGAAGUUCGAAGUAACGGACGGGUCGACGGAAGACGUGGUGUCGUUCGUACUCUGGGACAACGAAUGGAUCGAAAGAGCAGCUUUCUGGGAGCCGAAACGGACUGUCCUUUUUCUCGCGGACGCCCGUAUCGCGUAUGAUAAUUUCAUGAAGAAAACUGCCUUGUCCAUAGCUAGGAAGACAGUGAUCACGGAAAAUCCGGACGUGCCCCAAACGACAACUAUAAGGAACUCGAUAAAAUAUUAUGAUCUAGACACGAUGUCUGGGAGCUCGUUCGCGCCGCCAAAUCCGGAUACCAUUACCAUCGUGAUGACCGUGCAAGAUAUCUCGAACAAAUUGAACAAAAAACCGAAACAAGGAGAGAGAAUCCAGUUUGCGACGAUUUUGAAGGCCUACGUGCUUGACAUAAACGUGGACAGCCUUAGUCCAAGAAUAAUAUCCAAAAGAUGCGCGUUAUGCAAGAGAAUCGUUCCCGACGAUCAGGACUCGUGUAUGGAUCUCGAGUGUCCAUCAGGCAACGGAACCCGUGCACCUAUGAAUACAAAAAGUUUCAAUCUAAAGGUGAACCUGAAAGACGACACUGGAUACCUUAUUGGCUGCAAAUUAACCGGUGACGCAGCUGAACGCGUUCUCGGUUGUACCACCACCGAGUUUCAGGCAAUGAUACUUCCUCAACGUGAAGAUUUAAAAUGGAAAUUUGCGUUGGAAAAAUGCGACAUCCGGUUGCACAUACUCGGUCCAACGACCGACUUCCCGAAUGCCGUGUACAAUAUUCUGUCGAUCACUCGAAACGAAGAGGAAGACGAUGGAACAGACGCGCUCAACGAGUGUCUCAACGCGAAUUUUUAAUUACUUUUCACAAAUUACCAUCGUUAAAAAUUAACGAAUAUAUCGUAACAUUUUAGAACGACUCCAUUGUUAAGGAAAGUUUUGUAAUUAUAUGUUAAUGUACAAUAACGACAAGAGAAAAAUAAAUCUUUUAAAUUAAA
This is a messenger RNA of Hylaeus anthracinus, 2302 nucleotides long. It is a transcript of the gene hdm, whose product is annotated as meiosis-specific with OB domain-containing protein. Gene Ontology annotation, molecular function: single-stranded DNA binding; single-stranded DNA 3'-5' DNA exonuclease activity. Gene Ontology annotation, biological process: resolution of meiotic recombination intermediates. The coding region runs from base 609 to 2162 and encodes 517 amino acids. The record is from RefSeq and is a predicted model, not a curated record. The transcript is spliced from 8 exons. Lineage: Eukaryota; Metazoa; Arthropoda; Insecta; Hymenoptera; Colletidae.